GAAAUAAAAUAAAUCAAUGUGAUCGAUGAUCGAAAGAAAAAAAAAAAACAAAAAAACGAGCAACCGUCAAUUGUUUCCCUUGCACAAAUAUUAAGAUGGAAAGAUUAAGAAAACGGGAAGCUGACUAUCCGUUCGAGCCCCAGAUCAACCGAUGACGGAAAGAGAGUUGCGGAAGGCGCGAGCGUUGCAACCCGAUUUGGACGACUCGACUCUGAGGAAAGUAACGGAUAAAACGCGUAGAGAAACGGAAUCGAGGGCGGAGAAGAGAUACUCGUGGAUGCGCGAGAAAGUUGUCGAGGAGGAGAAGGAAAUUCACUUCACGGAGACAGUGAAAGAUUCAACGGCCGAGUCAGAGCCUGAAGAGGAGUCUGAAGAGGAGCCAGAAGUCUCUAAGGAGCCUGAACCUCCAAGCAAAGCCGAAAAUCCUGCGAAGAAUCCGGAACCGGAGCCAACGACGCAACCUGAACCGGUUAAACACUCGGAACCCGUGAAUCAAACUGCCAAAGAACCCACGCCUGAACCCGAACCUAUCAAAGAACCCACGCCCGAACCUGAACCUAUCAAAGAACCAACGCCAGAACUCGAACCCGAACCCGAACCCGAACCCGUGAAAGAACCAACGCCCGAACCCGAACCGCUUUCAGAGACGAAAGAGUCGAAGGAGGAAAACUUAGCGAAGGAAGAUGCGGAAAAGAGAGUGGAAGAGGAAGAAACGGAGGAUGAAGAAGCGGUAGAAGAAGAGGUGGAAUCGAAGGGAGAGGUUAACGAAGCUGUAAGUGAGUCAGAGGAAGAGGAGGAGACGCAGGAUGAGAAGCAGGCAACGACCGAGGAUGUGAGGCAGGAUAAGGAGGAGGCGGCAAAGAGAAUAGAGCAGUACCUUAUCAACGCUGCCGAGCAGGCGAGGACCGAGGAGGAGCGGAAAAUAGCCGCGGAGGAGGAGCGAACGAGGUUAGAGUUGGAGGAGGCGAAGGCGUGGGAGCAGCUGCAAAUAGCGCAGGAGCGGGUGGCCCAUCUCGACGAGAUUAUCGAGCAAGAAAAAACGGAGGAAAAGAGGAAGGCCGAGGAGGAGAAGAUCGAAGCUGACCUGUUGGAAACUCGAAAGAUACUCGAGGAGGAGAGAAAGUUAGAGGAGGCUAAAACGGCGGCUCUGCUGGCGGAACAGGAGCGGAUGCUGAUCGAGGAGCAAUUGGAGAAAACACGGGAGGAGGAGGAGAAGGAGGAAAGGUUGGCGAACGUCACCUUCCUCGAACAGGAACGGGAAGUGAAGAGCGUCGAUCCUUGCCGCGACGACGAGAUCACGUGCGACGUCACCGAUCAAGAUAGAGAGGAGAAGCCCUACGAUCCGAUCACGGACGACGAGACGCAGAUCGAGGAGGAGGAAGCGCACGAGGAAUGCGAGUGCGACAUGGCGGAGAAUCCUUUCGUGGAGGAACCGGAGGGGGCGGAGGGGAAGGCAGUGACUGGUGGGAAUAGCGUGGAGGAAUCGAAAACGGAAGAAGCGACAUCGGGCGGAGAGGAGAGUUUCGUGUGGGGCGACGAAGAGGAUUAAAAAAAGGAAAUUCCUCGUUCGAGAAAUCGUUCUCUUUAAACAAUCGCGACUCGUUGUUCGCACGGUAUAUAAAGGAAAGGAUGUAAUUUGUAAAAAAAGUUCAAGUCUCUCUCUUUCUCUCUAUUCUCGAUCAUCUGUCGUUUAAUUAUAUACUCAUUCACGAUUCUUUUUUUCUUAUCUUUCAAACAAAAAAUCGCUCGAUCUCGAUCUUUUGUCGUGUUUCGCUUGUCGUAUUGCACUCGUGGGAAAAAUUUUCACGAAUUUUGAUGAAAUUGAAAAUUCUUUGCAUCAUCUUACGUGUUCAAUUGUUAUUAUAUUAAAUCGUUGAACGAUUUUACGAUUUUACGAUCUCUCUAUCCCAGUUGAUUCUAUUGUAUCUGGGUAUCUCUCCGAGCUUGUGCAAAACUUAUACAAAGUAGAAAGUUGACGAGGAAAAAAAAGGAAAAAAAAAAAAAAAGACAAUUUCUCUUUCUUGGAGAAAACAAAUUGUUUAGUAAGUUUUAUCAAGUUGUAGAAUAUAUAUGUUAUGUGUAUUUAAUUUUAUGUAAUUUAUCUUACAACAACAUCGUCCAGUUCCAACUUAUUUCUCUUAAUCGAUAACGAAAGGGAAUGGUUUGGUUAGGUCUUACGUAACGUGUAUAAAUAAUGCACAUCCCGCUAUAAUUGGAAAAUGGUAGCUAGUAUACAGGAAAUUAUUAAUUUCAUAAACGAUUAAGCUGGAAAUGGAAAAGUUGAAUGAAAUUUUAUAUAUAUAUAUAUUUAUCUACGCGACGUUUUCUUUCGAUGCUCUUUCGAUUCUUUCGAUGCGUCUGAGAAAAAAAAGAAAAAAGAGAAAAAAAAAAGAAAAAGAAAAAUGGAAAAAAAAAUAUUUAUUAAUUAUCACACGCUGUUCAAUUACAACACUCGAUUAAACACUGCACUUUUCAUACUUUUAGCACUUUCCUGUAUAUUUCUAUAAUACGUAUUUUUGAUUAUGUAUACACACUUCUCUGGCAAUAAAUAUAUGUUAAAUUAA
Apis mellifera (honey bee) is the source of this 2564-nucleotide messenger RNA. Its product is annotated as golgin subfamily A member 6-like protein 22. The coding region runs from base 152 to 1549 and encodes 465 amino acids. NCBI's taxonomy places the organism in Eukaryota, Metazoa, Arthropoda, Insecta, Hymenoptera, Apidae. The record is from RefSeq and is a predicted model, not a curated record. The transcript has 8 exons.